Messenger RNA from Nilaparvata lugens (brown planthopper), 1543 nucleotides. Its product is annotated as protein Wnt-11. Gene Ontology annotation, cellular component: extracellular region. Gene Ontology annotation, biological process: cell fate commitment; multicellular organism development; canonical Wnt signaling pathway. The transcript has 6 exons. The coding region runs from base 415 to 1527 and encodes 370 amino acids. Gene Ontology annotation, molecular function: frizzled binding; cytokine activity. The record is from RefSeq and is a predicted model, not a curated record. NCBI's taxonomy places the organism in Eukaryota, Metazoa, Arthropoda, Insecta, Hemiptera, Delphacidae.
CACUACUUUCAUUGGAUCUCCGCUGUUACCAGUGAUCGCGCGCGGUUGUAGGUCCAUAUCUUCGACUUGUACAAGUCACUGUUUUCCCCGACUUGUACAAGUUGUUUUGACCGUCGUGAAGUGUUCGCAGUUUCAAAAAUUAUAACCAUUAUUGUCACUUCUAGCAUCUAUAUUGAAACAUCCAUGUAGCACUGGAAACGUCAUUCAAGUUAUUGAAAUUCUUGUGUUUUGUGUUGAUGAACAAGUGCUUGAAUAUGUGGUGUGUCAGUGAAAUCAUCAGUUGAGAAAAUUCUAACAAAGUCGGAUGAAAAUUAGCUGUGAUGACAAAUAGCUAGUAUAGUUUUAUCUAAUUGCGUCUAAUAAUAAUUAUUAUUAUUUAUUUAUUGGAUAGUUCGCAAUGGCAAUAGACUCACGAUGAAAGUGUAUAUCUUGCUCAUCGUAAUUUUCGGCCUUAUGUCAAAUGUCAUCGCUAUCAAAUGGUUGACUUUGAGCAACAUAUCGCACCACAAGAACGUUUGCGCGGAGGCGCGUCGCCUGAAUGCGCUGACAAGAGGCCAGGUGCGACUCUGCAAUGAGGUGCUGUUGCAACUGAAGGCGGCCGCAUCACUGGCUGUCUCCACCUGUCAGCAGGCAUUCUCAACCAGGCGGUGGAACUGCUCAUCCGUUGUCAGGGCACCCAACUUCGGUCCAGACCUUACUACAGGCACCAGAGAACAGGCGAUAGUGCACGCAAUCAGUGCAGCGUCGCUGGUGCACACUCUGGCUCGCGCAUGCGCACAAGGCCAGGUGCGAGGGUGCACAUGUGCGCCAAGCCCCAAGUCAGUGGUGCACCUGCACUCGUCCAUUGGCGAGGGCGGCUUCAAGUGGGGAGGCUGCGGCGAUAACGUCAAGUGGGCUGUCGCCUUUGCUCGCCGCUUCCUCGAUGCCCAUCACAAGACAAACAUCAAAAGUUUGCAAACAAUUGACACAACAGCGCAGCAAACUCAGCACAGUGUAAAUCUGCAUAAUAACAAGGCUGGCCGUAAGCUGGUGGAGAAGAGCGCUCGUCUCCAGUGCAAAUGUCACGGCGUGUCAGGGUCAUGCAGUGUGAAGACAUGUUGGCGAGCCCUGGCCCCCAGUCUGGGUGAACUGCAGUCCCGCCUCUUGCAGCUCUACGCGACGGCGGUUGACGCGGGGCGGCACACCAUUGGGAGUGGGGGCGGCAAAUGGGAGGCCGACAAAUGGCACAUCUCUGGGGGCGGCAAAUUGGAGGCCGACAAACGGCUCAAGGAUGAACUGCUUGUCUAUUUGACCAAGUCCCCCGACCACUGUUACCUCGAUGAGAAGCAAGGCAGUGUUGGAACCACUGGAAGGACAUGCAACGCCACGGCGACGGGACACUUUGGUUGCGAGAGCAUGUGUUGUGGGCGGGGCCACACUAGUCACGUGGAGGAGAGCCAACAGAGAUGUCACUGCCGCUAUCACUGGUGCUGCUAUGUCAAGUGUAAAACAUGCACUAUCAAACUGUCAAAGCAUAUUUGCAAAUAAAACACUACUCAUCGAA